This is a messenger RNA of Macadamia integrifolia, 1588 nucleotides long. RefSeq names its product cytokinin dehydrogenase 7-like. Gene Ontology annotation, molecular function: FAD binding; cytokinin dehydrogenase activity. The coding region runs from base 62 to 1063 and encodes 333 amino acids. Gene Ontology annotation, biological process: cytokinin metabolic process. The record is from RefSeq and is a predicted model, not a curated record. NCBI's taxonomy places the organism in Eukaryota, Viridiplantae, Streptophyta, Magnoliopsida, Proteales, Proteaceae. The transcript is spliced from 2 exons.
ACAUUUUAACUCUCUCUCUCUCUCUCUAACACACACACACACACACACACACACAAACAGAAUGAUAGCGUUUCUGGAGCGAUUCUUACCUGAGAAUGAUACUGAAGCGAACCCAGAAGAUGAAGAUACAACUAAUACAAGCCUAUGCUUGAACCUUGAGCUCCAGGGGAGUGUUGAUUUCACUUGUACCGGCGCCGCCGGCGAGGAUUUCGGUGGUAUCUAUCACACCAAACCACUUGCAGUCAUCAGACCGGCCGGCCCAGAAGACAUAGCUCGAGUUAUCAAAGCCGCUUCUCUUUCCUCAAAUCUCACGGUCGCCGCCAGAGGUAAUGGCCACUCCAUCAAGGGUCAGGCCAUGGCGGACAAAGGACUCGUCAUAGACAUGAGGUCCAUGGAAGCUCUAAUUGAUGUGGCAACCUCCGAUGAUGGCUCUGCAGCUUACGUGGACGUCGGAGGAGGGGUAUUAUGGGAAGAUGUACUCAGCCACUGUGUGCUUGGAUUUGGGCUAGCUCCUAGGUCCUGGACCGAUUACCUCGGGUUAACGGUCGGCGGCACGUUGUCUAACGCUGGGAUAAGCGGCCAAGCUUUCCGUUACGGUCCUCAGACCUCGAACGUGACAGAGUUAGAAGUGGUGAAUGGGAAGGGAGAAACUCUGGUUUGUUCUGAGAAUCAGAACCCAGAACUGUUCUUUGGGGUUCUUGGGGGACUGGGUCAGCUCGGGAUCAUCACCAGAGCUAGGAUUUUGCUUCAGAAAGCUCCGGACAUGGUAAGGUGGAUAAGGGUAGUGUAUACCGAGUUUGAUGAGUUCACUAGAGAUGCCGAGUGGCUGGUGAGUCAGGAAAGGGAAGGAGAAUCGUUCGAUUACGUGGAAGGUUUCGCUUUCGUCAAUAGCGAUGAUCCGGUCAACGGGUGGCCGACGGUACCGUUACGUAUGGACCAACGGUUUGACCCGAGUUGCAUUCCACCAAUCGCUGGACCCGUUCUUUAUUGCCUUGAGUUGGCCUUACACCACCACCAUGGACAAGACCAGUCUACCUCUCUAGAUAAGGUAAUUAAUUAUUAAUCAAUCUUUUUUUGGUAGAAAUUCAUUGUUAAUCAAUCAAUCAAUCAAUAUUGAUGAUGUCGAACCAAGAACAACUUGAUGCAAGAAUGACUUCUAAGUCACCUAAAUUGGAUUACUCUUUGAUUAGUACUCUAAUAAUAUAAUUAUAUGAAGGGGAUCACCGCAUGGCCCCUCCACCCGUGCGGAAAGCCAACGAGAGAGUGCACGGGGGCAUCUACUAGUGGUGAGUUUUUCAUUUCAAAGAGCCGGGAGUUCAUUUAGCCAUUAUAAUGUCUAUGUGCAAGCGUCACGUAGCCUAAUAGCCUUUUUUUUUUUCCCAUAAUUAUGAUACCUCAUAAUUCUUCUAAGAUGACAAUGGUCGGCUCAUGGCAGCUAAUAAAACAAAGGGAAAACAAAUCCCACGAUGCUAGAGUGCAGUGAUUUCAAUAUGUUCCUUUUCACAUAAUGAGAUGUGGAGCCUGCAUUGACACUCUUUUGUCUAGGGUUUGAAAAAUCAUGUUGCAUUGAUUAAUUCAAAUCAAAUCG